CAACAAGUGCGCAUGCCAACGUGUAACAUCCUGUGAAUUUGCACCAAGAUGGGUACCAACAACAUGUUGGCGUUUGCUUUAUUUUCUGUUAUUUCUGUGGCAUCAGGUUUAUAUUUUCACAUCGGCGAGACAGAAAAGAAAUGUUUUAUCGAAGAAAUUCCAGAUGAAACUAUGGUUGUCGGUCAUUAUAAAGUAGAAAUGUUUGACAGAAAUGUCAAUGAUUAUGUACCAACAGUCUACGGACUUGGUAUGCAUGUAGAAGUCACAGAUCCUGAGGAUAAAACUAUCAUGUCACGGGAUUACCUCCCCUCUGCCCCGGGGGUGGGCAUGUUGGUUGAGGUCAAGGACCCCGAGGACAAAGUAGUCCUGUCCAGGACGUACGCUGCUGAUGGCCGCUUCACCUUCACCUCUCACUCAGCAGGGGAACAUGUGAUCUGUCUACACUCUAACUCCACGGCCUGGUUCUCCAGUGGCCAGUUGAGAGUCCACAUGGAUAUCCAGGUUGGAGAACAUGCCGUGGAUUACUCCCAAAUCCAGGCCAAGGACAAAUUAUCCGAACUCCAGCUGAGAAUCCGACAGCUGCUGGAUCAGGUGGAGCAAAUUACUAAAGAACAAAAUUAUCAGAGGUAUCGUGAGGAGCGUUUCAGACAAACAUCAGAGAGCACCAACCAGCGAGUGCUAUGGUGGUCUAUAGCCCAAACCGUCAUACUUCUCAUCACAGGAUUCUGGCAGAUGAGGCAUCUCAAGAGCUUCUUCGAGGCCAAGAAACUUGUAUAGUGUUUAGGGUUCUAAUAUGUAUAGGAUUUAUUAAUUAUUUUUCAAAGAUUUCCCCUUUAAAGUCCUUAAAAAAACACCUAUUUAUAAAAUAUGAGUUUGGGAAACAGUUUUUGCACUUAAUAAGGAAUUUUUUUUUGAGUCAAGUGGAAACUACACAGAUGAAAAUAUCGUACAAAAACAUGUCAUAAAAUUGGUAUAUUGUUAUUCUCAAAUUCAUAUAGAAUGAAAUAUUAGGAAGCAAUCAAGAGAAUAUAAGCAGCUAUAUUUUAAUGCACUGUCAGAAUGUGGCAUGUUUUACCCAAUUCUUUGAUAUUUUUUCUCUCUGAGGUGAAAGUUUUUUUUUUUUCAUCGUUAUGAAAUAACUUGUCAUAUUUAUUACAUGUACAUAUAUAAUAGAGACUUUUGGGUAAAACUGCAAAAUCAUGAAAGUGCAGGUUUAGUGUGAUGUGUUUGUGUGUAAUGAAUGAAUGGAAGGGAGAUUUCGUGAAAAUGAUUGCAUUUGUUUCAUAUUAGAUAUAAUACAGAUAUAAAUGCACCUAUUUUAUAAUUUUCUUGUUGUAACCUUUUGGGGAAUAUUGGUUAUUUUUAAGUUCAAGUUCUGAAAUGCAUUGCAUCAGAUGCGCGCUUUUUAAAUUACAUGUAGUUAUGUUUUUUUAAAGAGAUUUACUAUUAAAAAUACUUCUUUUUGGUUAGAAAUUUCUGUGAUAGAAAAUGAAACAGUCUUGUUGUCAAAGCAUUUUGAAUAUACAUUGUAUAUCAUAUUUGAAAAUCGCAUGAGAAGUUAUUUAACAUUUCAUCAUCAUUCCCUUGUCACUGAUGAUUAUUACGUGAGAGGAUGUCUUGGUUACUGAGAUAGCUUUGAGAACACAUGCUUUAUGUUCAUAAACUGUUCAAUUUAUUCUUUUAUUUGCGGUGUGAAUGUUCGACUUGUAAUAAAUUUCUUUAAGGAGA
Messenger RNA from Magallana angulata, 1728 nucleotides. Its product is annotated as transmembrane emp24 domain-containing protein 9-like. Bases 49 to 777 code for a protein of 242 amino acids. Gene Ontology annotation, cellular component: Golgi apparatus; COPII-coated ER to Golgi transport vesicle; endoplasmic reticulum. Lineage: Eukaryota; Metazoa; Mollusca; Bivalvia; Ostreida; Ostreidae. The record is from RefSeq and is a predicted model, not a curated record. Gene Ontology annotation, biological process: Golgi organization; intracellular protein transport; endoplasmic reticulum to Golgi vesicle-mediated transport. The transcript has 6 exons.